Molecule: messenger RNA, 1106 nt
Organism: Oppia nitens
Lineage: Eukaryota; Metazoa; Arthropoda; Arachnida; Sarcoptiformes; Oppiidae
Exons: 3
Coding region: 42-1106 (354 amino acids)
Source: RefSeq, a predicted model, not a curated record
UUUGAUAGUAAGAUUCAUAGGUUUUGAAUAGUUUGAAAUAAAUGUCUAAUACAAUACCCCCACCACCGGACAUAUUUGUGAUCGGAAGGGCCGGUAAAAUGGGUGAUCCCAAUGAAAGAUAUAGACUAAUGCAUAAGUUAGGCAAAACACAAGUGGUGGCCACCAGAGGAGGCAAACGGAUUAAAAGCAUUGAAAAAAACAACAACAAUAUGACAUCAUUUCUCAAGAGUGAACAUAAAGACUUGGAUGAAGUCUAUAAAUCGGAUUUAGACGAUGAAUACAUAACCUAUGAUUUGCAAUAUUUUUUAACAUUUUGUUCGCUUCUCUAUCUGAUCCGUGCCAUACAUUUGACAUCAGUUAUCUAUGAAACAGUUUACGUCAAUCACAAGACAACAUUCACUGGAUUUGGUUUGAUAUUGUUUUUGGCGCAAAUAAUGUUCAUUUUGGUGAUGUUGUCCGUAUCGGUCACUGGUUUCAUAUUUUGUUGGCUACAGUGCCUAUCGUAUGCCUUUCUGUUCCUUAUAUCAGUAUUUUUGUCCACACUUUUGCUUGACUUUCGACUAAUCACACAAAUUGUUGAACUAUACAAAAAUUUUAAGUUUAGUGACUAUGGCUACAGUUAUGAUAGGACGUGGGCCUCAAUAUUUGAUGUCAUGUUUCUAGUGAUUAAUCUGAUCAUUGGUUUUACAGUUGGUUUGCUAUACAAAGAGAUUAGUCAAAGCAAACGGAUAUUUGAAUUUGAACCCAAUUUCAUAACAAUCAAUGGAUUAUCAUUAGUAUCAUCGGCCAUAUGUGCAGACAUUGAAGACAACUAUGAAAACAAACUGUUCACUAAUCCAUCUAAAGUGGACUCCGAUGUCUAUUCAGUGGACAAUUCAUUAGGUCAGGUGAAAGAACUAUUGGAGAAAUUGGAUGCAAAACAGUUCAUCGAUUUAAAUGAAUUGGUCAACAAAAUACAGACCGAUCUGAGGAAAGCCAAACACCAGUUUGAUUUGGACAAUGAUUUUGAUAAAUUGGGACAAAAAGUACAGGACUUGAAACACGAACUCAAUCUGUUUGCACCUAAACUGAGGUCUGAUUUGGAAAAGUUUUCGAGAAAACACUAA